Mauremys mutica (yellowpond turtle) is the source of this 4821-nucleotide messenger RNA. It is a transcript of the gene CHADL, whose product is annotated as chondroadherin like. Gene Ontology annotation, cellular component: extracellular matrix. The transcript is spliced from 4 exons. Gene Ontology annotation, molecular function: protein binding. The record is from RefSeq and is a predicted model, not a curated record. Lineage: Eukaryota; Metazoa; Chordata; Testudines; Geoemydidae. The coding region runs from base 1 to 2238 and encodes 745 amino acids.
AUGUGGGGUUGCCUGGGCCUCCUUCUGGUGUCAGCUCUCUUCCCCGUCAGGGGAGCGGCUGCUGAGCGCUGCCCACGGAUCUGCAUCUGCGAUAACAUAAAGCACCACGUCAUGUGUCUGAACAAGAACCUCACGGAGGUGCCCAUCACCAUCCCACAGGUCACCCAAAAAUUGGAUCUCCGGGGCAACAACAUAAAAGUCAUCCCUGGAGGAGCUUUCCUCCCUAUCCCAUACCUCACCCACUUAAACCUGCAGCGAUGCAAUGUGGCAAGUAUUGAGGAAGGGGCUUUCAGGGGACUAGGACGACUGAUCUACCUCAACCUGGCUUCCAACAAUAUAGCCUUCAUCUACCAGGAGUCCCUGGAUGGGCUGUCUUCUCUUCAGCAGCUCAUCCUGGAGAAGAACCGCAUAGAAGAGAUAAAGCCAGGGGCUUUCAGCCAACUGGGCUUCCUCAACUUCCUCAACCUUGGCGAGAACUUCCUGGUCUACCUGCCCGAUAUGGUCUUCCAGGGCCUGCAGCUGAUCAAGUGGCUCCGCCUGUCCCAUAAUGCACUUCAUGUCAUAGCCACGGAGGCCUUUGCUGGGUUGCCGACCCUGAGGAGGUUGAGCCUGGACCACAACGAACUGCAGUCCCUGCCCACAGAGGCCCUGUCAAGGCUGUCGGGUACCACACGGCUGGACCUGGGACACAACCCUGUCACGUACAUCAGCGAGGAGGCCAUUGAGAUGGCUUCACUGAAGCAGCUGUUCUUGGACAACAUGGCCCUGCAGGAUGUCUCACACAAAGCCUUUGUGAAGAGCCCCCUGCUGCACACAGUCGACCUCCACAAUAACCAGCUGCAGGUGCUGCAGCCGCUGACAGAAGCCGCUCACCUGAAGAAAAUCAACUUAACAGGGAACCCCAUGGUUUGCACGUGCUACAUGCGACCCUUCAAGGAGUGGACGGAGAAAGCGAGGGUCCAGACCGAUGUGCCAUGUGCAGGCCCUGGCGCCUUCAGAGGUGAGCAGCUGGAGUCACUGAGGUCCAUUGAUAUGAAAUGUGGGGGCCCUGCCCCGGACGAGAAGCGGCUCCCCAGCCCAGUCACCCCCAGGAGGGAGCCAGAGGGAGAUGCUAAGAUAAGGUGUCCAAAAGUCUGUGCCUGCUCCCCUGAUUUCCAACACAGCAACUGCGAGAACAGAGGCCUCCGGAAGAUCCCCAAGGGGUUCCCAGGCAACACUCAGCUGCUGGACCUGCGCCAGAACGAGUUCCACUCCAUACCCAAGGGAUCCUUCCCUGGCUUGAAGAAGCUGGUCUCGCUCCAUCUGCAAAGCUGCAAGAUCGCGGAGCUGCAGCCGGGGGCCUUCCAGGGCUUAAAGAAGCUGGUCUACCUCUACCUGUCUAACAACAACAUUGCUGCCAUAGAUGCUGCUGCCUUUGGUGGGGCCCCCCUGCUCAGCUACCUGUACCUGGACCACAAUGGGUUCACUCGGAUGCCCACGGGGGCCUUCAGCCUCCUGCCCAACCUCUUCUCCCUCCACUUGCAGCAUAACUCCAUCAGCCAGCUGUCAGACAAUGACCUGGCUGGGGCAGGGCAGCUACGCUGGGUCUACCUAAGCGGGAACCGCAUCACUCGUGUGUCCCCCAGGGCCCUGAGCCCCGCCAAGAUGCUAGAGAAGCUGCACCUGGAUGAGAACCUAUUGCAGGAAGUGCCCACCGGGUCCCUCAGGGGUUUGCCUGUCCUUAGUGAGCUGAAGCUGUCCAAGAAUCCCAUCAAGUCUAUUGGGGACGGAGCCUUCCUCCCUGUAGCCAGGUCCCUGCUGCACCUGUAUCUGGAUAAUAUGGGGCUAGAACAGCUUUCCUCAAGGGCCUUUGCUGGUCUGGGUCCCAGGAUGAAGAGUCUGUACCUGGACAACAACAACAUGUAUAACGUGCCUGACUUGCGCAGCUUCACAGGGCUGGAGGUCAUCAACCUGAGAGACAUCCCUUUCCACUGUGACUGCCAGCUCCUCCCACUGCGCAGAUGGAUUGACAAACUGAACUUGCGCGUGGGAGCCACCUGUGGGUCCCCAGCAGAAGUCCGCGGGCAGAAGGUGAAGCUUUCUGCUGUCUUCAAAAGCUGCCCAGGCUGGGGUAUGGAGAAAGGCAGAAGAGCUCAUCCAGACAAAGUCAAGGCCAAAAUCAAAGCAGAAAGAAGCCCCAGCAAGGAAAAGAGGUCAGGAAAAGCACAAGCCAGAGGCACCAAGAAGAACAAAGCGUAAGAGGGAGUGGCCCUGCUGCAGCUGCUGAAGUGUCUUAUCAGCAGUGUGUGGCUGUGGAUGCACUUGACCAGCUAGUAGGAAGCAGCUUAGUGAGAGAGAAGCUUUAAUGGGCUUUCAUCCACGUUGCAGUGAGAUUUCCAUUGCACAGCGGAAAGGAGCAGACCUGACCGUAGCUCUGGGAGACCGAGCUCUGGGGUUCUGGUGGGAUGGGGGCUGGAAGGGCAGUGUGUGUUGCAGGGGAGGGAAUUCAAAGAGGAAAUCGCAUUGAGAGGAAAAAGCAGAUGUGAGAGUUCCUUCUGACAAUCCCAUGGUGCUUUUCCCCUCCUGCUCCCCCGCUUCUGUGCCAAAUCAUAGCUUGAACAAUUCCAUUUUGUCUCCCUAAGUUCCUCUUGCGGUUUCAGUGGAACAUGUUAUUGUUCUCUUCCUGCCCUAAAGCGCUGUGUCGUGCUGCUGUGCAUUAUGUUUCACCCCUGAGGUGGCUGAUCUUUAGUGGUGGGGGAACAAUCUGCUGUCCCCAGGCAGGGUUUCAUGUCACUUCUGAUUCAGUGGCCAGCUACCUGCUGUGGAAUGCAGCCCUUGCUGCAGAAUUGGAGCUUCCAACCAAAACCUAUACAUUUCUAGCCCACCUGGUUGAUCAGGUAACACUGGAAACACAAAGCAAGUGUAACACAUGCUGAAUUAACUUGGUGAGUCUGCAGAGACCCUGAAACAAUAACUGUGUGGGGGGAGGGGGGACACCCCACUGAUCUCAAUGGAGCGUCAGGUCUCAAACCUCCUGAUGAAUAUUGAAAUGCCAACAUUGCUAACUGUCCACUGCUGAUGGUUUCAGAAGAAAAGUCCAGUAAAUGUACAUAUCCCACAAUCCCCAACCACCCUCUGUACCUUCCCAGGUGUCAACAGCUCCAAUUGUCUUCCUGCCCAAGUUCCCAGAUCUCUCCCUCACACUGCCACCCAGCAGGUCUGCGUCAUUAAUACAAAUAUCGCCAGCAAAUUGAAAAUUCAUGGAUUUAAACCUCAAAAUAAACAGCAUGGGGGCUACUGUACUGAGUAUUUAUUUUUGUUCAGUAAAGCCCCUAUUUUAUUUUACAUGAAGGGGCUGCAGAAUCUCCCAUCUCUCCAGAAAAAAGGAAGCCACACUGCAGCACAUAGGUCCUGCUCACAGCGCACUGGCUGGUGCCUGGUCUACAUUGAGUGAGGUGGCAAUGCUCUCUGUAGCCCUGCAGGGAAGAAAGGCUCUAUAGCCAAUGGGAUUAGCUACAUGUUGUUGGAAAAGCUACAUUUACCCAUAAUAUAUGUAUCACUGAUCCUUUCCAAGGCUGGCAGCAGUUUGAUGUAUUCAGCGCCUCCCCUUCUGCCCCCUCCUAUUUCAAAACACAUUUAAAGACAGUGAAAGACUAUAAGGGCUGGUGUCAUCUAGUUUCUUCUUAGACGGGGUGUGUUAUCCACAAUCCUUUGCAAUGGCAAACCCAUCACCAAAUUUCACGUAUUGUUUCAACACCUAGGGCCAGACCUUUGGCUGGUUUAUAUUGGUGUAGCUGCCCUUGAGCUAUACUGAUUUACACUGGCUGAGAAUUUGGCCUCUAGACUUUGUUCCUGCAGACUGAGAUGUUCUAGGGAACCAGAGAAGGUACUGAUCAGUUACAAGGAAUUCUGCAGGGACCUAAACUACUUAGUGAUCUCUGUUUGCCUUUGGCCAUGCAAGAAUCACAGGGAGGAGGCAGAGAGCUGCUCAGGACAGCAAAAGCAUUUCACAUCUGUUUGUGUAAGUGACUCGAGGCUGUGUGUGUGUGUUCAUUUUCUAGUUCACUUACAGCAGCAGAAUGCUUAGAGCCUACACCAUAUGGAUGUAGUAUUCUGCAAGAGAGUGGCAGGAAAGGACUGGCUUUGUCCUUCCCCAGCACUUCAGUGAAUCCUGUCCCUUCAGUAUCACAUGCUGCCUGGGCUCUCUGGAUUGCUGUGAACAGGUGGUGAGGAGAAAUGGCAGGUGUGUUACCCCAGAGGACCUGCUCCAGCCCCUUUGCUCACAGCUAAUAUUCCAGUUAGGAGAAAAAACAAACCUGAAUAUACGCUUCCCCUGGGGCUUCACACCUCUGCAGCCCCAACAAGCAGUGCUCAAUCCAGCAUAUUUGUCGAUUACAGUAUGAGAGGCUGGUGCCUGAAUGCAGCAUGACCAAUAAAAUACAUCUGCCAUGCCUGGCACCCUUUCCAAUGGAGUGCGGGGGAGGAGAUGGAGAACCUUUUUCUUACACUAUAGGCUGUCUAGACUUGGGAAAUAGGUCAUGUUUUGAAAAUAUCUUUCAGUCACAACCUUUAUUUCUAGUGUACGCAGGGCCUAAGUCAGGCUGCAGGGUCCUGCCAUUCCAACCACUGCUUCCUGUAGCAGACACUGAACAGCCAGCUUGUGAGGGCACAAGGAACAGCAAAACCGUCCAAAAUGCUCUGCCUCCAGAGCCUUAGAGAUGAUGCAACAGCAUCUAAGGACUUUAAGUGGAAAUGAAAAUCAUGUUGAAACAGUAUUCUCCAUUAUCUUAUUCUCCUGUAUCAUAUACUUAAGUGACAUGAGAGCAAACACAGUUAUGUGUA